CCCUGCCGGACACUCGCGCACAGCAUGCGACCGGUUCCGAACAGCGGCGGCGCCUCAGCCCAUCACGGGCGGCCCGACAGCUUGACGCCAAAUGCGACGAUGCCAGCAAUGACGUACUUUGUCGGCACCGAGGAUUCCAUCAGCGACCUGGGCGACAUGAAUAUGAGCUUCCAGACGCAGCGGUUCCCCUACAAGAGCGAGCACGAGUCGAGCCUCCGCGGCGGCCGGAGCAGCCACCGGUCGACCAUGUCCGCCUCGACGUCCAUCUCGUGGCCCUCACCGUCUCUCUCGUCCCAGCCCGGCGGCGAAACGCCUCACGACCUCUCCCGGCCCAUGACCCCCGUGAACCUGAACAACUCCGGUCCCGAGUCCGUCAUCAGCUCGACCGACUCGCCCAUGAGCUCGCCCGUCGCCUCCAUGUCUGCCAGCCGCAUCAGCUCGUCGCUGAGCCUCGUCAGCCCUCACCAGGGCGGCAUCGGGCUCUAUCAACAUGCCACGGAUGGCGCUGCAGAGAGCCACACGCCACAGCUCAUCAUGCCCAGCCUGACGGUUCCGCGGCGCCGGCCCUUUUCGGAUACGGGAAAGUCGCUGGGGAAGCUCAAGGUCUUGGUGACCGGCGCAGAGGGGAUCGGGAAAUCAACUCUCAUCACAGCCAUAGCGCAAAGCAGCGAGCACAUUGUCCAUGUUGACCCCGUUACCAACCAGAACAAGGGCCAGGUGUCCGAAGUAUAUGCCAGCACCCGCCCUUACCCAUGGUGGAGAGCAGAGCUGGACCCUUCCCUCGCCCCGAGGAGAAGGAGCUCGGCAAUGGACGAGAUGCUUGACCGUAACCUCUGUUUCGUGGACUGCCCUCCGCAGCGAGACUCCGACGGCGUGCAUCCGGCUGUCCGGUAUAUCGAAUCACAGCUAUUCCCACUGCUGCACCGGCCAAUCAGUGACGGCGACCUGUGGAAUCUUCUGAGCAACGGGACAGAGCCCAUCGUCGACGCAGUCCUGUAUCUGCUGCCCCAUACAGGACCUGAACCUGCAGAUAUAGAGACCAUCAGAGUGCUGCAAAACACAACUAACGUGAUCCCCCUGUUGGCGCGCGCCGAUGAGAUUGACAGUCGCGAGGCUCUCGCUUCCAAGCAAAGCAUCGAUGACAGCCUGCGUGACAAGAACAUUGCCUACUUUUCGUUUAGUGCCCCCGGAGUACCCUCCGAAGCUUCUGACGUCUAUGCCGUCUCGAGCAUCUCCGACUCUGACUACGAUGUGAUGGAUGCCAGCGUGUUGAUGAAUUCGGAAUAUGUGCGCCCGCUCGUCUCCACAGAUCUCAAGAAGCUGGUGGAGCAGCUCAUGUCACCAGAUGGAAGCGCAAGGCUCCGGCAUUCGGCGUCGCUCAAGUGCGUGCGGUGGCGGCGACAAAAGGCCAUCAGCUCCUCAUCGCAAUCGGCUCUCAUCUGCCGCCAGCCGAUGGAGAUGUACUCGUUUUCCGCCCCUUCCUGGGGCCGUCCGUUCCUCCCCGAGCAGUACCAUCGACCCCUGGAGAUGGCAAGUUGGGCUGAGAGCUUGCGGUUGAGCCUCGAGGCCGAACGCCUGAACGAGACGCCGAUGCAACUGUUCGGGCCCGGCAUAGCGAUGAACAUGCCACUGGCCAGGGUCAACCAAAAGUCCAGACGCCAGAAGCACAAGAAGUCGAAGCGUGAAGAAGUAGUGUCUCAACACCAGGACCCGCUGGGGCUUUUGGGGCUGGCUGGUCAAAUCAGGUGCAACAGCAGGCUUACGCUCGAGCUUGUCAGCAGUAUCGGCGUGAUUGGGUAUUUCACAUCAUGGCUCGUUCGACCGGACGGGCUGGUUGCAAGGUGAUGA
This is a messenger RNA of Trichoderma citrinoviride, 1848 nucleotides long. RefSeq lists its product as hypothetical. The coding region runs from base 109 to 1845 and encodes 578 amino acids. The transcript is spliced from 3 exons. Gene Ontology annotation, biological process: cytoskeleton-dependent cytokinesis. Gene Ontology annotation, cellular component: cell division site; septin ring; septin complex. Gene Ontology annotation, molecular function: GTPase activity; molecular adaptor activity; GTP binding. The record is from RefSeq and is a predicted model, not a curated record. NCBI's taxonomy places the organism in Eukaryota, Fungi, Ascomycota, Sordariomycetes, Hypocreales, Hypocreaceae.